AUGGCAUUCAAAGGUUUGGUGCCUCUUACCAAGGGAAAGUGCGGUCCUCUCGAUGCACUACUUGAGACCCUAGGCAAGAAGUAUGACGUCGAGCCAAGUGCCAUUCUUUUCAACUGGCAUAAUCAACAGAACGUAGUUGCUAUCACGACCACCCGGAAUCCAGACCGUUUGACACAGUAUAGGAAAGCGUUGACCUUUAGUCUGACACCUUCGGAGAUGGAGGAAAUUACGCAGAUUGGACUGUCACAUCAUUUCUGCGCUGCUCAUCAAAAGAAGUUCGAUGUCAAUGAUCGUACCUAG
Molecule: messenger RNA, 300 nt
Organism: Metarhizium brunneum ARSEF 3297
Lineage: Eukaryota; Fungi; Ascomycota; Sordariomycetes; Hypocreales; Clavicipitaceae
Source: RefSeq, a predicted model, not a curated record